This is a messenger RNA of Trichoderma aggressivum f. europaeum, 1038 nucleotides long. RefSeq lists its product as uncharacterized. The record is from RefSeq and is a predicted model, not a curated record. Gene Ontology annotation, molecular function: ATP binding; protein kinase activity. The coding region runs from base 1 to 1038 and encodes 345 amino acids. NCBI's taxonomy places the organism in Eukaryota, Fungi, Ascomycota, Sordariomycetes, Hypocreales, Hypocreaceae. The transcript has a single exon. Gene Ontology annotation, biological process: protein phosphorylation.
AUGGCAGCUCCCCCACGAUACGAGAUUGAACACGUUGUCACUAGCAUACGGGAAGAUGACAAUGAUGAUGUUCGCUUCACAGUUCGGUGCAAUGGCAAGGUCUUCUAUAUCAGGCUUUCACCGUCCAACUUCAUCAAUUCUCCCAGUAUGACGAACAAGUACAUGUCUUACCUGGAGGUUUUGAAAUCAGGCCAGGAGAUAUUAGGUGAAAUAUAUGAUACCGACGUCUGGGAUUGGGUGAUGGCUCCAUUCGAGCCCUUCUUCACCAACCUCGCGCCCGAUCCGUCAGUUGAAACCAUUACAGUCACCUUGAAAGAAUAUCUCUAUCCCGAUUUCUUCGUCUUCAUACUUGAUAUAAUCGAUGACAAGUUACAGCCACGCCUUGUACCAACCGACGAGUCGCCCUAUUGGCCAUCCUUUGUUCGCUUCGAUGACGACUUUCUCGAUGACCUAGAGACCUGGACAACUUUGUACGAUCCAGCCGGCAUCAUCAUCAGCCAUAAAGUCCCCAAAGAUGCGCUCUUCAAGGCACCAAAGAAAGUUUUGAUUGACAAGGGUCAUACCGAGUGCUUCUUCAAACGUUGUUAUGGCAGUGUGCAAAUCACCCAGGAGCUUAAAACAUAUCAAAAGAUUCACGAGGCCGGUCUGGACUCUCAAGUGAACGUCUGUCGCCUAUACGGCAUUGUGAUGGAUGACUGUGACUUCAUUCUUGGACUGUUAUUAACCUACGUCGAUUGCAGUGACCGACCAUUAUCCGCAAGAGUCCAUCCUGAAGAACCCGAUGACCCUAUGCCUGCAGUUAGGGAACGGUGGAUGGGGCAGCUCGAGACUGCCUUAUCAGCACUGCACGAGAACCAUAUAAUUUGGGGAGACGUGAAAGCAGAAAACGUUCUGAUUGAUCAGAACGAAGAUGCCUGGUUGGUUGACUUUGGCGGCGGUUACACUGAAGGUUGGGUCGACAAGGAGGUAGCAGGGACGGUGAUGGGAGACUUUACUGGGAUGGCUAAGUUGAGGGCGCUUUUGUUUCCUACCAAAUAG